Rhineura floridana is the source of this 630-nucleotide messenger RNA. Its product is annotated as integumentary mucin C.1-like. Bases 1 to 630 code for a protein of 209 amino acids. NCBI's taxonomy places the organism in Eukaryota, Metazoa, Chordata, Lepidosauria, Squamata, Rhineuridae. The record is from RefSeq and is a predicted model, not a curated record. The transcript has a single exon.
AUGAGCGAGUUUCUCAUUGGCUUUGCUUCUCUUGCUCGCCCUUUCCCCUCUGCUGGGCACAUCCUUUCCUGUGCUUUCUUUGCAGUCUCAACACAUUCCUCAACAAGACCCACCAGCCACACGCCGAAAACAACAAUAACCUCUUCUCCGUCCACAACGUCCAGAACUACCGUGUCUACACAGACCGCAACAACCAGCACGCCGAAAACCACUCCCCCGAUGUCAACCCCUGUGCCGCCCAUGACUACACCCGUUCCCACUACUGUUUCCACCCACCCCACAACACUCAGCACACCCACCCCACUCAGCACACCCACCCCGGCCACUACAACAGCACCCCACACCUCCAGCACACCCAUCACUUUGACAACUAAAACUCUUCCCACUACCACAACCACGCCCACAAUUCCCACCUCCACUACCACCAGCACUACAGUACCCACACCCACCACCACAACUACUACCACAACUCGCCCUACCCCCACAGAAACGUCCAGUCCUGCAACCACCACAACUCCCGCGACCACAACCGUCACAACGAGCAGCGGUAAGCCUUCUUGGUCGCUCAUCAGCUGCUUACGCAUCAUUUGCCAUCGUUUCGUUAUCCUAAAGCAUCAACGGGCACGGUGA